Papilio polytes (common Mormon) is the source of this 3041-nucleotide messenger RNA. It is a transcript of the gene Vap33, whose product is annotated as vesicle-associated membrane protein-associated protein A. NCBI's taxonomy places the organism in Eukaryota, Metazoa, Arthropoda, Insecta, Lepidoptera, Papilionidae. The record is from RefSeq and is a predicted model, not a curated record. Gene Ontology annotation, biological process: endoplasmic reticulum membrane organization. Gene Ontology annotation, molecular function: FFAT motif binding. Gene Ontology annotation, cellular component: plasma membrane; endoplasmic reticulum membrane. Bases 115 to 954 code for a protein of 279 amino acids. The transcript has 8 exons.
CAUAAAUCGUUCUGCGUUCGGUGAACAUCGUUCUAUCUGGCCGUCGUUGGUGAAUAGUCAUUUUUUUGUUCAGCUAAUUUUACCAUCGAAAUAAGAUAUUUAUAAUAAUUCAAGAUGCCAAAUCAAGUUUUGACUGUCGACCCGCAAAAUGAGCUGAAAUUUAAAGUUGAUUUCUCAGGACUGUUCGAGCAGGGGUAUACCACUCACAUGAGGCUGACCAAUCCCAGUUCGGAUACAGUGCUGUUUAAAAUUAAAACAACAGCACCGAAGAAGUAUUGCGUGCGACCCAACUCGGGUGUGUUAGAGCCCAAUUCUAAAGUCGACAUUGCAAUUACGCCUCAGCCGGUGUACCUUGAUCCCAAUGAGAAGCACAAACAUAAGUUCAUGGUGCAAAGUGUCAUUGCCCCGGAGGGCAGAACUAACAUUGAUCAAGUGUGGAAGGAAAUCAGCCCCGAUCAGCUCAUGGAUUAUAAGCUGAAAUGUGUCUUUGAAACUCCGCGUGUGUCUAAUUUGAAUGAUUCUGGUGACAACGCUGCCCAGAAUGAAGUAACCAAAAAGCGAGCACCGGCCACUGAAGACACUAAGCUUCCAAAGGUUGCUGUCGAACAAAACUUCCUUAGCGUUUCUCCAAAAACUGAAGAAGAUGACAAAAUAAAUACGUCUAUUGCCGCGAAUAAGACAUUUACUGUGUUUAAGCACGAUAACUUGGAAAACGAUUUGCAAAAGGCGACUUCGGAAGUACUUCUUCUGAGAGAGGAGGAAAGCAAACUGAGACAUGAGAAUUUACAACUGAAAGAGGAGUUACUGCGCCUGCACCAGAAAGUGGGCGAGGGCCGCGCUCGCCGGCAUUCGUAUACUCCCGACAAGAACGCCCAGGCUACCUUGAUCCCUUGGAUUGCCAUCGCCAUCGGCAUGGCGUUCGUAGGCAUCAUUAUCGGAAAGUUCCUCAUGUGAACAUUAAAUAACCUUCGGUAACCCGACGCAAAACUCACCAAACGCUGUUAUAUCACUCCCAAAGGUAACCCUCUCGCACAAGGCAGCUUAUUCAUUUAUAAAUGCUUCAAUCGUGUAACUGUUCUGUUGGAAAGUAAUACCGUAUUUGUGUUCGUUUUCUCUCGAACGACGCAAACUAUAAUCGUGUAAUCCUUACUGGGACGUCAAUAAAGCAACUCGGUAGACAACGGACUGAUUUAUUAAAUCUAAGAUUACCCCCAGUUUGGUACCUUACACUUACUUUUGUAUCUUUUAUCUUCAAUGGCUGUUUUUCUAUUAUCUAUCCUUUCUGCAAGAGGGUCUCCGACGCUAAUGCUAGUAAUAUGUUACAGGACUGUUGUCCGCUAAUUUGUGUGUCUUGUAGUCUAGCUUCGAUUACUUUCUCGUUUAAUUCGAUUUCAUUUAACGGUACAAAAAUUUACUUAAUAGUUCUAGAUUAGUUGGUAUUUGUAAAGAUCUUGUGAUCUACUAAGUAUCGUAAUCACUAAGACAUAUUUAAAUUGGAUUAAGGUAUUUUGCUAUGUUUCGAAUAUUGAGCCGUAACCGUUUGAUAUGCGGCGUACUUUGCAAUAACUUCUAAAUUCUAAAUUCGAUUAAUAUUUUUGUCAAUAAGUGCUUUUAUCAAGAUGUUAAAUUCUAAGAUUAUUAACUUUAGAUGUGUUUAUUUUCAAAAUGUUUAGGUGUCUUUAAGUGAGGGGCAUAUUUUGAGUAUAUUCGUCGUGGUAUAUCGUAGUACGUAAUGCAACUUUUUUAUCCGAUGGCCUCUUUGGACAUUACGUUGGUACGUGUUCAAUGUACAUGUGGAAAUUCCUAUUUUAAAUUUAUCCAAUUAACCAAUUUAUAUUUGAACUGCAUGUAUUCUAUUCUAAUAAAACAUAUAAUUUUAAAGUUAUUUAGGUUUUUUAAACGUUUUAAAUUAUUUGGCCAAUUUGUAUGUGACGUGCCAGGUACAACAUUGUUAUUAUUUGGUGUUUUUAAUUAUUUAUAGUUAUUGUUCUUUUAACUUUUCAAAUUUAAUUUGCGAUGCAUAGUCAUGUAGGCUUCGCGUAUGCACUUACUACCCCUUACCAUUUCCUAUCGUAGUUAUACCUCGUAUGUUGUAAAUGAGUGGCAGGUCAGCAUCGAUAUGGAAAUGUGAGCUAUUUGCAGCAGCUAGUGUGUUAUUCGUAGCAUUCCACUGAACGCGUUUCUGUUAAAAGUAUUUGAAGGGUUGAUUGUUACAGACCAUUAUAUCAUUUUUAUAAUUCACUGACAGGCCUUUAAGCUGCAACAUAGUCUGCCAUUUUGUGUUUACCUGCACUCUUCACUAUUCACAGACCUAGGACCCUUAUAAAUAAUUUCACUGACUAGCUAGUACUUUAGUAUGAAAACGUAUAUGAUAAAUGUUUCAUUUUAAAAUAUGAGAAUCCAGUAUCUUAAUGUUUAUUCGAUGCUUCCCUGAUGUUCUUUUUUACGGUUGGGUCAUGUCAACUUUUAAGUCAUCAUGUUAAAAGUUACUUUGUAAGAUCUGAUACGAUUUUUCAGCAAUUUAAUAACUAAUAAACCUCAUGAAACCAUCUCGCAGUAUCAGCUGUAGCUUAGAAUGGUUGACAUGCAAUAAUCAUGUAGUCGAAUGCUAAAAUUCUUUUCAUCAUCAUCAUACGACGGUUUUGUAAAUUUUCCCCUUUAUUUUAAUGGAAAUAUGCGGGUCGCAUAUUACUCCUGUGACCUGUCGCCACUUCAUCCAUCCCACUUUUAUUCUAUUUCUCACGUCUAAUGCUAAAAUUCUUUUAUACAUGACAAUUUAUAAAAUUGUUUUAAAACGUCUUAGUAUGUGAUAUCUUUUCUCUUUACGUCUUCUUUCUAAUAUUAAUCUUUUAUAAAUAAUUUGUCCCUGAAAUAUGGAACCUGAGCUUCCUUUAUAACUUUAUACAUCAGAGCCAUCGCAAAUUAAAUAACGUCAUGAAUACAAUGAAACUAGAGGAUAAAGCAAACGGAAGUUACAUCUUAUUCGAACCCAAGUAAUCGAAACAUUUUAUUUAUUUAAUUUCAACAAUACACGAAAUGAA